Messenger RNA from Boleophthalmus pectinirostris (great blue-spotted mudskipper), 2079 nucleotides. RefSeq names its product glutamic-oxaloacetic transaminase 1, soluble (gene got1). Gene Ontology annotation, biological process: L-aspartate biosynthetic process. Gene Ontology annotation, cellular component: cytosol. Gene Ontology annotation, molecular function: pyridoxal phosphate binding; L-aspartate:2-oxoglutarate transaminase activity. Bases 35 to 1267 code for a protein of 410 amino acids. The record is from RefSeq and is a predicted model, not a curated record. NCBI's taxonomy places the organism in Eukaryota, Metazoa, Chordata, Actinopteri, Gobiiformes, Gobiidae. The transcript has 9 exons.
GCUCCACUUCUCCGCUCACCCUCAAGUUGCAAAUAUGUCCGUGUUCUGCGAAGUUCCUCAAGCAGUCCCUGUGGCUGUCUUCAAGCUAACACAGGAUUUCAACAACGACCAGUUUCCCAAAAAGGUUAAUCUUGGAGUGGGAGCCUACAGGACAGAUGAAGGCCUACCUUGGGUUUUGCCUGUAGUGAAGAAGGUGGAGAAACUCAUUGUUGAAGAUGACAAGUUAAAUCACGAAUAUCUCCCAAUUCUGGGUUUGCCUGAGUUCAGAUCCUCUGCCUCCAAGAUUGCCCUGGGAGAUGACAGUCCUGCUAUCAAGGACAACAGGGUGGGAGCUGUUCAGUGUCUGGGGGGCACAGGUGCACUGAAGAUGGGAGCAGAGUUCCUGAGGCGCUUUUACAAUGGAAAUAACAACACCAAAACUCCUGUCUAUGUGUCAGCACCCACAUGGGAAAAUCACAAUGCUGUUUUCACAAAUGCUGGAUUUGAAGAUGUCCGUCCAUACAAGUACUGGGAUGCUGAAAAGAGAGGUCUUGAUUUAGCUGGCUUUCUUGGUGACCUGGAGACUUGCCCAGAGUGCUCCAUAUUUGUUUUACAUGCAUGUGCCCAUAACCCGACCGGCACAGACCCCACACAGGAACAAUGGAUGCAAAUAGCUGAAGUAAUGAUGAGGAGGAGGCUGUUUGUGUUUUUUGACUCUGCAUACCAGGGAUUUGCUUCAGGAAGUUUGGACAAAGAUGCCUGGGCUGUCCGAUACUUUGUUUCACUAGGAUUUGAGCUGUUUUGUGCUCAGUCGUUUUCUAAAAACUUUGGCCUUUACAAUGAGCGUGUGGGGAACUUGACUAUUGUAGCCCGGGAUGCAGAUAAUCUCAUGAGAAUUUUAUCUCAGAUGGAGAAGAUUGUGAGGACGACUUGGUCCAACCCCCCUUCUCAUGGAGCGCGCAUUGUAGCUGUAACCCUUAACUCGCCUCAGCUCUUUCUCGAAUGGAAGGACAAUAUCAAGACUAUGGCGGACAGGGUGCUCCUGAUGAGGAGUCAGCUCAAAACCAAGCUCCAGGCUUUGGGAACACCGGGGACAUGGGAGCACAUCACACACCAGAUUGGCAUGUUCAGUUUUACCGGCCUCAACCCAAGACAAGUGGAGUACAUGGUGCAGGAAAAACACAUCUACCUAAUGGCCAGCGGUCGAAUCAACAUGUGUGGACUGACAAGCAGAAACAUUGACUAUGUAGCACAGUCCAUUCAUGAAACGGUCACCAGAGUCCAGUAAAUGCACUGUAACCCUUGGACUGGGAGUACUGUGUAGUCAGACUGCACCCAUCUCUAUUGGGUAAUUUCAUAUUUAUUUAGAAUACUUAAUACUUAAUAGUCAAAUAUGAUUUUGUCUUUUGAUAAUCUACCUCUGAUCUAUAAUUUACUUUGUAACAUAAUGAAGAACAGUACUGCCUCAUUGUCUAGUAAAGAAACAUGACAAGUUAGAGUACUUUUUCACUAAUACAUAAAUAAUAAUAAUAUUAUUAAUAAUAAAUUCCAGUUACCCAGCAACCAUAAUUGGCCAAAACCUGUCUAUAUUUCACAAUAGUUGUGAUAAGACACAUAAAAAUAGAACACCAUUAUUUUGUUAAAUCAACGUUUAAUAUGCCAGACAAAUGCCUUCUUUUUGCAUAAAUUGCAUUUUGGACAUAGGUAAAGGUAUUCCUGCAUUUUUAUACUUUUCUUCACAACUUUUUUUCCCCACAAACUGCCACUUAACUGUAGUAAAUCUAUGAAACAUAUUUAUCACAGGUACUAUCCCACCAAACCAAGUAAUAAUUAGGAAAACAUGAAUACCUGCCAUAUGCAUUUUAAACCAGUCAACAAUUUGUUAAUUAAAUUUUUAUGUACGACUAAUCCUUGAUUACUGGCCAAAGUUAUGUUUGUGGGCCAUUGAUUUAUUUAGUACAAAUGCACUGAAAAUGCAACUCUUUUUCCAUUUCCCUAUGUUUUAACUGCCUCAAACCAGUUUUCUUAUCUCAAUGCACAAAUCAGUAUAUUUGAACAAAGGCCUGUAUCAGAUGUUUCAACUAUACAGUCUUAUUUGCU